AUGACAAUCACAUUUCUAUUCGACCACAAUCUUUGUGUCACUGUUCACAAGUCAGUGUUUUUUACCUUCGAAGGGCGCACUCUUCUAGAAUCUUUGCCGAUAUCGCGCCCCACAACCUCAGGGGAUCGGCUGGUCGGAUCAGGAAAGUCGUUGCUUACCGUUUUGAGUAAUGCUAUUUGCUAG
Messenger RNA from Fusarium poae, 183 nucleotides. RefSeq lists its product as uncharacterized. The transcript has 2 exons. NCBI's taxonomy places the organism in Eukaryota, Fungi, Ascomycota, Sordariomycetes, Hypocreales, Nectriaceae. The record is from RefSeq and is a predicted model, not a curated record. Bases 1 to 183 code for a protein of 60 amino acids.